This is a messenger RNA of Entrophospora candida, 1377 nucleotides long. The record is from the annotation of a GenBank genome assembly. Lineage: Eukaryota; Fungi; Glomeromycota; Glomeromycetes; Entrophosporales; Entrophosporaceae.
AUGUAUAAAGUCAUAGAUCGUGUUGAGGCUUUUGCAGUGCGUACACCCCUCUCCCUUUUGAAUGCUACAUCAUUGGUAUUUACGGCUGUUGGUAAUGGACCAUUGGGAACAAAGCGAAAUGUUGAGGAUAUAAUACAAACUGCAAUCAAUGUUGCCUUAGUAAAGAUAAAUGAUGACAAACGAAAACUACACUUACAUAAGAUUUCGAAGAAGAUUGGUGACGGUUAUGAUAGUAUCUUUUCUCUUCGGGAACUUGGCGCGUUGUGUAAAGAUGAUGAAAAUUUUGAGGAGAGAUCUCAAACUGAAAUCAGGAGAAAUAUUGAUCAACUGCUGGAAAAUCUCACUAAACCUCCAACGGAUGAGAAUACAGAGCUAAACUUUCGCCUAGCAAAAAAUUUACGGAAUACAAAUAUAAACACCUUAAAAUGGGAAGAUCCACUUUCAUCUCAAAUAAUUAGUGAUAAUUCUAUUAUAUUUAAUACUCUGCCUGAUCAUUAUAAGCAACAGUUCUUGGAACUUGCAACACGAAUGAAACCACCAAUUCCUACUGCAGUUGAAGGGGAGUGCUAUCUGUUUGCAGAUGCAUAUCAAGUUGAGGAGACUUCUGAGACAGAGGACUGGACUGUGUUUGUACAUAAUAAGAUUUGGAUAGAGCUAGAAGAGACUUUACUGGAAGUAGUAGAAGAGAUUUUCUGUAUAUUGAGAGAAAUAUGGAAAAAUCCGGUGUACAGAGAUUUACAAAAAGAUAUACAAAAGGAUCUCAAUGAGAAUGGAUAUCUAACUGAUGUUGUCAUGCCAUUAAUCCGGGCUGCAUUAAAGAAAAUUCCACACUAUAAAUGUAUACGGGAAAGUAAAUCCAGUAAAGCCAGGCGACUUACACAAGGCAGUGGUAAAAUUGGGAAAAAGCCGGAUGCUAUGUGUAUUGCCACAAUCAAUGGAUUUGAGUUUGAAAUCAUGUUUCUUGAAGGUUCACGCUUGAUUACUGGCAACAACAAGUUCCAUGAUGAUGAUGUGAAACUCUGGCGUGAGGGUAAUGAUGGAAUGUGGCAUAUUAAUAAUGCAUGCAAACCAAAAAGGAAUGACUUUGCUGUAAUAAAUAUUCAAGUUUUUAAAAACGAAAUGGCUUUGAACGUUUUAGUAAAAGAUAUAAAUGGUAUCGGUCGUUAUUAUCACUUAGACAAAGCAACUAUACCACUUGUAAAGUCAGGAGGUAGUUCGAUACUACAAAUUGUGCGAUUGCUACUUACACUUCGAAAUAUAAUAAUUGUUGAUGUGAGUUUGUUGUAUGAAGCUAUGAAACAUCGAGCUAAAAGCCGGAAACGAGGAGUCAAGAAAACCUCUACUACCACAUUGUCACCAAAAAGAAGAAAGAAGUGA